GAGGGCGGGACUUCCGGCAGCGCAGGUUGGACAUAAAGUGACAGACUUCACCUCCUUAAAAUUGGAAGAAAAACCGAAGGACGGCGCGUUACAAGUUUAAAAACAAUUGUGAUGAUUUUAAAACAUGGACGACAUAAACCUUCAUUAUCGCUUUUUGAACUGGAGGAGGCGAAUUCGAGAAAUUCGUGAAGUGCGAGCAGUGCGAUACCGGGAGCGACUCAAAAGGAUGCUGAGAGAUGGAGACAUACUCAGGUAUCAUGGGAAUUCAGAUGAAGUUGGCUGUUUUGUGGCAGCCAGGCCGUUGUCGAGAAGAAAUCGCUACUAUGAAGUGACCAUCAUCGAUACAGGUGUGAGAGGAAUGAUUGCUGUUGGUUUGGUGCCUCAGAUGUACAAACUGGACCAUCAGCCGGGCUGGCUCCCAAACUCUGUGGCUUUUCAUGCUGAUGAUGGCAAGCUGUAUAAUGGCAACACUGUGGGUCAGCAGUUCGGUCCAAAAUGCUGUAGAGGUGACAGAAUCGGCUGUGGAAUAUCCCUGGACUCUGAUGACGGACAGUUAACAGUGUUUUUUACCAAGAAUGGCAAAGAAGUCGGCAGUGUGGAGGUCCCAGCAGCUCCGGACGGUCUCUACCCUGCUGUGGGUAUGCACUCUCUGGGGGAAGAAGUGCAGCUGGACCUGAACGCUGAAUGGGGCACAGAGGAGGAUGAUGGGCAGAUGAUAGUGGAUAGUCAUGAAGAGGACUGGGGCCGUCUUCAUGACGUCAGAGUGACUGGCACACUGCUGGAGUACGUGGGUAAAGGGAAGAGCAUCGUGGACGUGGGCUUGGCUCAGGCCCGUCGGCCUCUCAACACACGCUUCCACUACUAUGAACUGGAGAUCACAGAUGCUGGAGAGAAGUGUUAUAUCGCCCUGGGGCUGGCACGCAGGGACUACCCCAAAAACAGACAUCCAGGUUGGAGCAGAGGGUCCAUAGCCUAUCAUGCAGAUGAUGGAAAGCUGUUCCAGGGCAGCGGGGUUGGGGACCCGUUUGGACCACGCUGCUUUGAAGGAGACAUAAUGGGCUGUGGGAUCAUGUUCCCACGUGACUACAGCCUUGAUGGUGGAGAUGACGUAGAUGACUGGGAUCUCGAGGUGUUUCCCAAACCAAGCGAGGUUCAGAAUGACUUGUAUGCAAACAAUGAAGAUGAGGAGGACGAGGUAGAAGAUGUGGAGGGGAAGAAGGUUGCGGUCUUCUUCACCAGAAAUGGACAGGUGGUGGGCCGCAGAGAAGUGGCCUUACCUGUAGGAGGCUUGUAUCCCACGAUUGGCAUGAUGAGCACUGGGGAGAAGGUCAGAGUGGAUCUGCACCCGCUCAGCGGCUGAACUGAGUGUAAGAAAUGCAAUCUGAGCAAUGAAAUCAGAGCACGGACGAAUGAUCGAGCUCUGGAACAUUUUGGAGAUCGGACAAUAAAUAUUACCUCCAAAUCAACGGUGUUACUUGAAAAAGUCACUCCAGUGUAGGAGGGGACUGUGGCGCCCUCAUGCUGUAGGAAUGAUCAAAAUAAUGUAUGUUAUUCAGGAACACUUCCUGCAUGGGGUCAUUCAGGAAAAUCUGUACCGCAUCUCAAGUUAAAUUUGAGGGAAAAUGCGAUUUAGGGUGACAUCCAACUGACAAAAGAGAGUAAACCAAUCACAAAACUCUGCUGCAGCUCUUGGUCUCCUAUAGCGCCUUUGUCUCAUGUGCCUUCUUCAAAUUUGUCCUCAGUAUCCCAUGCUCUUUUAAUGUUCCUUUUAAUGUAUCUAACACGCAAAACUCGCAAAUUUUAUGAAAUUCUCUUGAAUGUAGCUUCAUGUGUGACUCAUGAAAAUAACAAUCUGUGCCUGAAAGGUUAAACCCAGUAAUCCCCUGGGAACUUUAUUUGAAAGAGGCGAGCCUCAAAGAAGUGCUUUAUGAUGAAAUGCGUAUACAGAAAACAAGUAGUCUGUGAGGGUGAAAUACUAUUAGUGUUCCAUCACACAAAGUAAAGUUAAUACAGUAAGAUCAAAUGCCAGAAAGGAUCUCACCAGAAUAACAAAUCAAUCAGAGCAGACCACAUCUACCAAGACAACCCUCUUAUCAGCUAUAAUCUACGUCAGCAGAUAUGUAGCGUCACUCCCACAGCCUGCAGCCACACUGAGCUCAUUGAUGGUGUGUUGCUGACACUCAGUGGUGAGAGUGAUGGUGUUCGGAAAGUCUUCCACAAAACAGUAAAUCAGUGAGUUCCCUCAAACAGUAAAACCAGCUGCUUUGUGUCUGUGGUUCUGACAUGAAGUGCAAGCCACACGCAUUAGGAAUUACGUGAUAAUUAAAUGUAAUAAUAACAGUUUUCCCACCUAAUUGUAGACAACAUUGUCAUAAAAUACAGUCAUAAUCAGUGCAAACUCUUUAAGGAUGAAUAUUUGUGACAGUAAAACCAAUCACGUCAGAUGGAAAACUCCCAACAGAUUACUAAGAAAAAAGUUUGGGUUCUCCAGUAGUGAGAUAUUUGGUGUCCAGGUGUAACCAUACACAUAUUGGAGCCUGUAUUUUACAGUCAAACAAUUAAACCAAGAACAUUUUAAUUAAAUACUUAUCUCUAAGCUAAUGACAAACCUGAGCUUCACAGAAAAAACAACAACUAAUUUUUAGUCAUAUAUUUGGUGUAUUUCCUGUGGAUCAUGAGGUAUUUGGGAUGAAAUGGAUCAUAAAUGUCUCAAAAAGGGAAAAUUCUGAAGAGCAAUUCUUUUUAUUGUCAAACCAUGUCAGGAAAAGAAUAAUUAACGAUGUAACAUGGUAUAACAUUUAUAUUCUACUUUUUACUUAAGAUCUGAAUGUUUAAAAUGAAGCCAUACUGUAACUGUUUGCUGCUCUCAGGUAUAUUUGAAAAUCAAAUACCUUGACUUUUCUAUGGUUAUUUUUUAAUGAUUGUGCUGUAUGUUGAAGUCAACCAUUGAUUGCCACAAACCUGUAAUGCAUUUUUAAUGUGGGUCAUUGUUUUCCUUAGGAAUCCAUUUUUUGUGCAAUUGCAGACUGUUAAAGUAGAAUACUUUGGACUGUUAUCCUGUCAGAUCCGUGUGUCAAGUUAAAUUAAGGGGUUGUUUUCUUUUUGUGCUGCCUAACACCAUUUUUUUUAACCAAAACUGUUGUGUAACUGAGUUAAUCAUAAAUAUGGAACAGUACAGUACAACCUCCAGAGUUUUAUCUUUUACCUUACCUUGCCCUUUAUCUGACACAAAUAGAUAUAGGAACUUGAUCUAUGUUUUUACAACCAGACUGCUUUUAAUGGGCCAAGUGCCUGUGUGAAAACAUCCAGAUUGGUUCCUUUAUUAAAUAAUACACCCAUUUGUAGGAUCAUGUGGGAAGUGUUAGAAAUGGGCAUCAACACCUCGUCCCAAAGGUGUUGCGUGUCUGUGGACUCUGCAGGUCACUGAAAAACACCUUACUGUAUCCAUGUUGGAGUCCUUCUCCUGCAGGUAUAUUCAUUGGAAUAAGGAUUAAUUGCAUCCAUGAAGUGCAAAGAUUUGAGAGAUGCUCAUGUGAUGCUCAAGUGCUGCUAACUGUGUGCUGAGGAAACACUCUAACAUCAUCGUAUCAGCCUGUACUGUAGACGGGGUGUACUCUGGUUUGGUUUUGUCAUCGUCCAGUAUUGGUGAGUCAGCAUGUGAGUUCACAGGAGCUGAUAAUGUUCUUCUUCUGCUGCUGCUGCUGGCCCUCUGCCACACGCUUUAAAAUUUAGCUGUACUUUUUUGUCUUUUAUGUCAUUAAUCAUGAGGCUCAACACAAUUACAGCAGCUGUCUCUGUCCUGCCCCUGUGUACAUCCUGUCAUGUACUGUGUUAGUUUCUUUUAUCUUGUUUACUUUGGUCUCUUUUCACUUGAAACAAUCAGAAAAAAAAAUGCCAAAAAUAAUGUUAAGAAAAUAAAGACUAUUUACAUUCACUGCA
Messenger RNA from Acanthopagrus latus (yellowfin seabream), 3939 nucleotides. RefSeq names its product SPRY domain-containing protein 3-like. NCBI's taxonomy places the organism in Eukaryota, Metazoa, Chordata, Actinopteri, Spariformes, Sparidae. The record is from RefSeq and is a predicted model, not a curated record. The transcript is spliced from 11 exons. Gene Ontology annotation, molecular function: protein binding. The coding region runs from base 125 to 1360 and encodes 411 amino acids.